This is a messenger RNA of Colletotrichum navitas, 999 nucleotides long. RefSeq lists its product as uncharacterized. NCBI's taxonomy places the organism in Eukaryota, Fungi, Ascomycota, Sordariomycetes, Glomerellales, Glomerellaceae. Bases 1 to 999 code for a protein of 332 amino acids. The record is from RefSeq and is a predicted model, not a curated record. The transcript is spliced from 2 exons. Gene Ontology annotation, molecular function: DNA binding, bending.
AUGCCCCGUCCCUCGAAGAAGGCCGUCGAGGCCCCCAAGCCUCCCGUCGCUGCUGUCCCCGUCGCGCCUGCUCAGCCAGUGCAACCCCUCCAGAUCCCCCAGAGACACAUUGAUGUCGAGGGUUUCAUUCGUGUCCGCGACUCGGUCCACCAACGUCUCAUCACUAUCUUGGAGUUGAUCAAGAACUUCUCUGAGGACUACUACCGCCAGACCAGCCUUCUUCUCGGCGAGGCUGCUAAUGAAGGCAUCCCGGGCAUCGACCACCCCUUGGUCAACCUUGACCAUGCUGUCGCUCAGAACAUGGCUCCCCUCGCCCUGGGUCUUGCCCCCGGUGCUCCUUACCACACUGCACCUGUCGAGGAGAAGAAGGAGCGCAAGAAGCGCACUCAUGACCCCAAUGCUCCCAAGCGCCCCCUGACCCCCUACUUCCUCUACAUGCAGACUGCCCGUCCCAUCAUUGCUCUUGACCUCGGCGAUGCCGCCCCUAAGGGCGCCGUUCAGGAGGAGGGCCAGCGUCGCUGGAAGGCCAUGAACCCCGCCGAGAAGGCUGGCUGGAACAACGCUUACCAGUACAACCUCCGCCUCUACCAGGCUCGUGUCCACGCCUACAAGCAGGGUGGCAACCCGGAAGCCAGGCUCAUGGACGACGAUGCCGCCCUCAAGUACGCCGAGGAGCACAACAUCCAGAUAAACCCUGUCGAUGUCGUCCCGGAUGUUGAGGAUGCCAUUGCCGAGCAGCUGAACCAGGCCAACACUGCUGAUGCUCCUGGCGAAGAAGAGGAUGACGAGGAGGUUCCCGCCCCCGUCAAGACUCCCAAGAAGCCCGCAUCCACCCGCAAGCGCAAGACUGCCACCCCUGCUGCUGAGGCCGAGCCCAAGGCCACCGGCACUCCCGCCAGCCCUGACAAGAAGCGCCGCCGCACAUCAACAAAGGUUGCCGACGCCGCCGAACCGGCCGAGCCAACCAAGAAGAGCAGGGCCAAGAAGGCAAAGGCUUGA